UUCCGCUGACAGCGGAUGCAACAGCAGCAGCAGCAGCAAUGAAACAGCAACGGAAACAUAAAAUGCCGGAAAUAUGCUCAUGGCUAAUUGUUGCCGCUGCCGCCGUCUCGGCCAGCUGGUUGACCCUCUCGCGGUCUCUGGCCGCCGCACAGGACGCCCACGAUGCGGACAGCGAGAUGCAUCAGCAUCAUUUGGAUCUGUUGCACCAUCAGCAGCAGCAGCAGCAUUCCGAUUUCAUUAUCGGCGAAUCCGAGGAGCGGGAUCACAUAGCCCAUCAUCUGGCGGAAAUGCAAAAUCAUGAGGAGCUGCUGGAAGAUAUACGCGAGGACACCGUCGUCAACGUGAUACCCGAGAAAGUUUCCUCGUUAGAGCAUACACUAUUCGAUUUGCCCAAGUUUGGAGAACUCUUGCAGAACGUCACCGUGCCGGUUGGCCGUGAGGCUGUGCUUCAGUGUGUCGUUGACAAUUUGCAAACGUAUAAGAUUGCGUGGCUACGUGUCGAUACCCAGACGAUUUUAACGAUACAAAAUCACGUCAUAACCAAAAAUCAUCGCAUGAGCAUUACUCACGCCGAGAAACGUGCUUGGAUACUGCGUAUACGUGAUGUCAAGGAGUCCGACAAAGGAUGGUAUAUGUGCCAAAUAAACACGGAUCCGAUGAAGAGUCAAGUCGGCUAUUUGGAUGUUGUCGUGCCACCAGACAUACUGGACUAUCCCACCAGCACGGACAUGGUCAUACGCGAGGGGUCAAACGUAACCCUCAAAUGCGCCGCAACCGGGUCGCCAACGCCAACGAUAACCUGGCGACGCGAAGGUGGCGAGCUGAUACCACUACCCAAUGGAGCUGAGGCAAUCGCAUACAAUGGCUCGUUUCUGACCAUCGCCAAAGUGAAUCGCUUGAAUAUGGGCGCCUAUCUCUGCAUUGCCUCCAAUGGCAUACCGCCAACCGUUAGCAAACGCGUCAUGCUCAUUGUGCACUUUCCGCCAAUGAUUUGGAUACAAAAUCAAUUAGUUGGCGCCGCUUUGGCACAGAACAUUUCUCUCGAAUGCCAAUCGGAAGCAUAUCCAAAGUCCAUCAACUAUUGGAUGAAGAAUGAUACAAUUAUUGUGCCUGGUGAACGCUUUGUGCCAGAAACCUUCGAGUCGGGCUAUAAAAUAACAAUGCGUCUGACCAUCUACGACGUUGACAUUGCCGACUUUGGUGCCUAUCGCUGUGUGGCCAAGAAUUCGCUGGGCGACACAGAUGGUGCGAUCAAAUUGUACCAUAUUCCGCAAACAACAACAAUUACAACGAUGGCGCCCACUGUAUCGAUCAACACCGUGCCCGUCUAUAACGUCAAGUACAACAAGGAGCAACGCUACAGCAGCAACAGCAAUUCGAACAGCAAUAAUCCCUACAACUACAACAACAAUCCACAGAACAGCAACAGCAAGUCGCAGCGCAACAAGGGCAAAUCCUUGGAUCAGGCGCCAUCGACACUGAACAAUGUGUACAUGGGCGCCACGUCUAGCUUGUGGAACUCACAGGAUCAUCACUCGCCGGGCACAAGCCGGGGCAGAGAUCAUCACCAGCAGCAGCAGCAUCAGCAGCAGCAGCAUCAGCAACACCAGCAGCAGCAGCAUCUGGUGCCCGAUCAUGGCGCCACCUAUCGGUCGGAUGGCAAGAAUACGCCGUUGAAGCACGACGCCAAAUCGCUGACCGACGAAAUGGAUCGCAUGCAGGAUCUGAAGAGCUCAGCCGCUGUGCACAUACACAACAUAUUACACUCUUUGCUUAUCGUUGUCUACCUGGGGGCGUGGCAGGCCUAAGAAUUUAAGCGAGCAAUUAAGUAGUAAUCUGUACAAAAUAAUAAAACAGUUCGUAAAUCUAAGCUAAAUCAGUUGUAAGCAAUUAAUUCGAGAGAGAUUCGAUUCGAGAGCUAAAUGUAAAAAGUUGUUGUUGCUUAGCGCGUAAGUUGAAAAGGGUUUUCGUACACACACACGCACACAAAGAGACUUACACACACACACACACAGGCACUUAUAGACAAACACAUAAUGCAGACAGAUUUAUAAACAAACAACGGAACUACAAAGUAUUAGCAUGUAAAAUUGAGGCGAUUCGCAAAUU
Molecule: messenger RNA, 2109 nt
Organism: Drosophila navojoa
Lineage: Eukaryota; Metazoa; Arthropoda; Insecta; Diptera; Drosophilidae
Gene: DIP-theta
Product: Dpr-interacting protein theta
Cellular component (GO): neuron projection
Source: RefSeq, a predicted model, not a curated record